CAUUUUAACGUUCGUCGUCACGUUUUACAUUAAAACAAUGAAUUUUUAUACCCGAAAGUUAAAAAUAACAAAAUGUUAUUUGACUCAAGGAAUUGGUUUAAAUUUUAUUGUUUAACAGUGCAGACACCUUUUUAUCGGUUCGAAGUGCAAACAAAAGUUGGAAAGACUCGCGACGAAAGAACGUGUCUUCGUUGCUCGAAACUUCCGGCGUGAAAUGCCGGAAUAGAUCAACCGAUCGGCAUUGAGUGAUGAUUGAGUGCGUAAAACGCAUUACGUUCGAAUAUAGGGCUACGAUGACGCUUCACACGCAUCUCGGACGCGAUGCCGAGCGGAGGAAGUGAGCUUACGCGCCGUAUCGCAUCGCCACCGCCGCGCCGUAUAACAAAGCAGAGCGGUACACGUGUACCCUGUUAAAUAAUGCAAGUGUCGUUCUUUCCAUUCACGUGGCGAUACGUACGUGGACGCUCGUCGUCGCGUCUCUAGCGUCCGCCGCCGCGAGAUGCUCGUCGCUCCUAUAGCCGACGGCGAUCGCCGACCAGCCCCCCGCGACUCGUUCCCAUUCCGGCGCGAUCGACGGCGGGCGGUGCACUUCGCGCUUUCGUCGCGUCGCUCCCCUUUUCCCGCUCUGGAUUUUUCGCUUCCGGAAAACCCGCGAACGUAAGGGGUACCGUCGGUAGACGGAGAAGAAGCCCCGCGAGCGUUUCGGUUGCCUUCUCUUCUCGAUCGUCCAUGACGAGACAGCGCGGCUACAGCCGACCUUCCUCGUUGCGAUCGUGAGGUAAAUUCUCGACCCCUCGUGGAAUCGACGCGCUCGAAAGAGGAAGAGGAAAUGCGUGGAUAUGACAAUGCGUUUGGAUUUUUUGUGGGACUGUUCUUCUACUGUGUCUCGCUAGACUUUUUCGGAGUCUAGUGCGUACAUGUCGGUGUACGUGUAUUAUAGUGAAAGUGGUGAUUGAUUGGUGUUUUUUUAAAAAAUCAUCGGUUACAUCUUGGGACUACAAAACUUUCAAAUCGAGCUUGCAGGAUGCAGGAACUGACAUUCCCGCGUCGAAAAGGGAUCCUCACCCCAGUAUCGGUGUUGGUGCUGCUGAUACUACCAUUGGUCGAUUUACCCUCGGCAAACGGAUCUUGCGAGUUUCCAUCGAAUUGGUCGGGAGAAUGGUAUCAGUAUGGCAAACCCACACCAGUCGUUAUAAAUACAACCGUUCUCGGGGAACGAGCAUGCAUCGAAAGAAUGGACGACAAAUACGUCGUAUACGGCGAAAAUUGUUAUCACUGUAUGAUCAUCAACGGACGCCAUGAGAAUGUUAUUCAGUUUCGCGAAGGCUGGUGCAAUCCGGAGCGAACGAGCUUGGAAGAGAUGUGCACGAUGAUUACCUCGGACGACACGCUCUAUUCGAUAUUUCGUGUGAACUCAAAACCGAUAUCUUGCCCAUUUAGCGGGGCGUCGUUUCAAUUCACGUACAAUCGAGGUUACGGCGAAUGUAUUCAGCCUAUAAGUCUCGCGGAGAAGUGUACCGACGAGAGCAAACUCCUCCUCAAAUACCAGGCCUGUCCGGAUGUUGCGGGGACCGAAAGCAACACCGAGGAGCUACAAUGUCUUGCCAUUUGGAACGAUGGUCGAAAUAAGUAUUUGGUGGGAACCUUGAAAGAGAGAAGCGCACUGACGGGUGACGCAAGAACUUACAGGUGUUUCCUAUACGAAGAAAAAUCUCAUCAUCAAGGGAAGAUGAUUUAUUUACUUGCACAGUCUGGUGACCCGACUUGCAACGGCCUAACCACAGUUUCCGAAGGUUCACCCACCAUAAAACUUACAAAAGUUGACAAAGAGCACAGUAGAUGCAAAUAUCCAGCUUGGGUAACUCAACAUCACGACUGGCACUCUCUCAAUGGUUCGAAAAGUUAUCACUUUACAAACAAGAAUGCCACGCUGAGAGUAAAAAUGCAAGAGAAUACUGACGGCGAAACCGUCCAUGAGGAAAAAAUCGUUUGCCACAACUUGGAGAAGCUGUAUCCGAAUGACAAUAUGCAAGGGAAUAAAGUGAAACUGGUUGCUCACGUCACUAGCGGUUGCGAUAUUGGUUACGUUUGCAUGAUAUUUCACAAAAGAGACAGUCAUAUCAUCGAGAUACAGCAGUCAGCUCAAAAAGCCAUUAUGCCAGAAGAGGCGUGCUCAAUCUCGGAUCCCUCUAUGAUGCCAUAUACGACUUUAAUAACUUCGUUCUUGCAUCAGAGAAGAUGUCCUAAUUUAGGACGAUAUAAGAUUUUGGAUUUUGCUCCGUCGCAUGCAUUGUCGACUGCCGUAUCGAGACGGCAGCUACGUGGUGAGAUAUCCAGGACGACCAAGAGGCGAACUUGGCCAGAGAACAUCGAAGAUGAAGAAUGCAGAAGUACGGAUGUUCAAGUAGGCUGCACUUCGCCCGAUCAAGCCGAAAUAAUGAUCGGUAACACGUGCGAACAUGAGAAGAUUGCCUAUUUUUGUCACGGCAGCUGGGAAGAGAAAGGAAUGUGGUAUACGAUAGCGUCGCAACGAAAUUCCGAAAUUCCAGGCAGUCUGGGGCAAACCUUUUGUUUUUCCAUGCUUCUUGAAGGCGUCAGAGACAGAGGCGGUAGGCAGAAGCAAGAAAAAGAGUUAUGGUUGUCGAGACCAUCGCGUACUUGUCAAAGAGAAGCCAAGGAUGACUGGACGUACAGACUGUCUAAUGAAGGAGUGUGCGAGGAAUUAACGAAGGCUUCAAACGCAGCGUCUGAUCCGUCGUUGUCCGAGCUUCAUGGACUGCUUAUUUUAAUGAUAGCAGUUGUUGCUGUUCUUGAUACCCUAAACGUAUUAGUUUCGAGAUGAUCUGCAGCUAUUAUGUAAGACUGUCAAAGUACUGUAAUUUCCAGCACGAAUUCUCAGGUAUUGCGUGUUUCUGGAAGUGUAUAUAGUUCUAACAGUUUGAUAGCUAUUGAUCGAUAAGCUGUCAAUACGUAAGUAAGAGGUGGGAAAUGUGCAGCUAAACCGUUAUUACUGACGUUAUUACUGACAAUAUUAAUUUCCGUUUCGUUGAAACAGCCUAAUUAUAUAAAUCGAUGAUUACGAUCGUUUCCAAUUAGGAAUGAAGCGAUUUAUAGGCGUUUGCAAAUUAUUUUUUUAUACGUACAAUACUUAUUGUAUUUUAUCACAAACUAGUGUUCUAAACGAGUGACCAAACUCUAGAUUACUAGUAUUUCCGAUAUAACGUUCGUUAGCUAUUAUACUGCCUGAAUUGUUGAUCAAUUAUAAUAGUUCUCCGGAUAAUUUUUGAUUGCUCAUAUGUUUUUCGUUCAGUUUUAUGCAAAGGAGAGAACCGAGAUGACAUAUUCAGGACUAGACAAAGACAUCGUAGAUAUGUAUUUCAAAUACAAAAGUAUUCUAUGAAAACUAUAUAUUUCAAAUAUUAAAUACUGUUGAAAAUGUGGUUUAAAAAAAAAAUACAAAAGAUAUUCUUGAAAAGUUUGUUUUGGGAUGUAAGAUAACGAAAUAAUAUUUCGUAUCUCAAACAUUGCACCACAUAUACAUGUUUGAAAUAUUACCUAGUCCUGAUAUAAUGCUUCUGAAAUUACGAAGGUGUGUGUAUGUGUGUGUGUAAUUUACGAGACAGCCUCGAAUCACGACCACUUCUGAGUAUUUAACUCGAAGACUCAUGUACAUUAUUAAGUACUAUCGCGCUAUUGUAAAUAUGACCAGGGUAUAAAUAAUCGAGAUUUUAAUUGGAUUAUUUUCGAGUAAAGAUUGGGAUAUUACUAUGUAAUUACAAUUCGGCAGAUUGAACUCAUACUCGGAUAUAACGUAAUAUAUAUAGCACAUAGGUUCUAUCUUUUAGCUAGUAUAUAUUUGUACAUAAUACAAUUGAGAUAUUGUAUAAAGACUGUUUCUAAAAGAGUAUAACAAUUAUAUCGCUCACAAUAUUGCAUUUUGUCACUGGAAGUGCGUGCAUUUUCAAGGAUAUUUUCAAGUUCGGCCUCGCAAUAGGAGAUCCGCAAGAGUAUGACACUUGUACUACACCCUAGCGUAUACAUAUUUAUAAAUUAAAAUAAAUUCAAAGAAAAAGAUAAACAGAUUGAAAGAAACAUCUUACGACAAUUUCUAAUAAAAAUUGGCAAUGGAACUACUGCGAACAUUUAAGAUUUCUAAUAAUAAAAUUUAAAUAAUAGUAAGAAAACAUUGACCGAAUAAAAAUUUAUAUAUCUCAUUAGUAAAAUAAAAUGUAAAUUUCAAACUUUUAACUUUGUUAAAAAAUACACAGAAUAAGUUUAUUAAAAAUGUCUCUUUUCAAAGUUUUAUGGAAAAGAGAAUAGACAAGUUUACCUUGACAUCUUCAAAAGUUACUAACACUUGUCUCUAAAAUUACAUUUUUGAAGAAUAAUAACUUUACUGCAUUUUUUGGAAGAUUCAAGACAAAAAUUACUGUUACACUCAUAAACUUAUCAUAUAACACUGUACAUCAGUAUUUCUCUUAAUCAGUACAUAAGAGAUUUUUGAUAGGCCUAACGCAAAGGUGGACGAGUGUGGUAUAUCUGCGGACGCAUUAAGACUUGUACUAGUUGCGCGUGAGUAGUGCUUUUGCAUUUCUAGCAUAGAGUUAGUGGAUGUCGGAAUAAAUCGAUCACGCAUCUCGUUCUUGUCAUCGAUGAUAUAUACAGUUUGAUGUGUGUAUCGAAUUCGGAUAUGCGCGGUAUUGGUACUUUUCGGUGCACGCUGAAUAUGUAUAUCACGAUGAGGGGACUUUCUCUGAAUAACGAGUGAUACAUUUUCGGCAGUGAUUCGCGUGCGAUCUCUAGGGCGAGAUUUAUGCGCGCUGUACAAAUACUGGCAGUUAAGACUUGAGUAUUUCGCAUAUUUUUUUUCUUCAUUUUCAUGAAUUAGCGUAACGAAGAUACUUACGACUUGGCGAUAAAUUAUACCGUGUUAAUCGGUUGAUUCCGAGAACGUUAUUGUAACCGUACUUCCCCAAAAGUUUUGAUUUCCCGGUAGCUGGAUCGCUAGCAUUUAAGCUAUUCUACAAUAAGCUAUUAGUCGGUGUCAUAAGUCGUAAGUUGUAAGAAUUGAUCAAUCACAGUUGAAUAUUCUCUUCACAUUCGACUGUGAUUGAUCAAUUCUUAUGGCUUACAAUUUAUGCCAUCGAUUAUAAUAGCUUAUUGUAGAAUGGGCUUUAUGGUUAGAACUAGAGCGGUAGAGAACGUUAUUUGUAUCAUCAUCCUAUCUCUGCAUUCCGUAUUAUGUACUUCAAUAUACAAACUCGGUACAAGAACUUCAUCGCGAAGAUGCGCUUUACUUGGUGUUUCGAAAUAUUUAUUUUAGAAAUAAUUAAACGUUAUUAAAAUACCGUGGGUUUUCAUUCCCAACUUUAUUAUUUUGGAAAAUAAUAAAGCGUUGAAAUUUAAAGAUGCUAGUCCGUAUCGCAGAAUAUUUUGGCAACGUUAGAACAACGGUUAGCUUCGUGAAAGUGUAGUAGCAAAGGCAUUCGAGAUUAUCAACUAGAACGCAUCUUGAUACGUGCACGUCCACAAAAUUUGUACCGACUUGAGUAUCAAGUAGAGAUAAUAGCGUAAUAAGCCUACAAUAAUAUCACGAACGGGGAAGGGAAACUGAAAAUACGGUCCAUCGCGCGAACCUCAAUAGUUUUAUAUUUUUCUCAAAUGAACACACACUGAAAUAUGUACAUAUACAAAGUUUUAUUGAUUAUACAUGUGUGUGUGUGUGUGUGUGUGUGUAUGUGUGUAUAUAUGCACACACAGACAUGUACUUGCAUACAUUAUGCCAUAUGCUCGCGUAAUUAAGAGAAACAGUAUAGAAAAGAGCAGCGUAUAAAGGAUGUAUUUACGCGGUCACACACAUUUUAUUACUACAUUUUAGUCGGAUCUACAUCCAUUAACUCUGUGAUAUCCAUCACAUUUAGGCGAAAACGUGACAGCCAAAAGAAAAAAAAAGAAAAAAAAAUAAGAAGAAAGAAACGAACGAAGCUGAGCUCUAAAGGCAUUUUUUUACUGUAUAUAUCAUAUAUUUUCUAAAUAAUGGACUGUUCCGGAAUUCAGGAGGUUUGUUGAUGUGCGAAAGUGUAUGGAUUCGAAUUAUUAAAUAUUUGAGCAUUUAAAUAACGAAGACAGAUUCUUAUUUUUGUACAGAUAGGACGACCCGUCGCGAUAUCCUGUUCCCCCGCACACACGGAAGCUCUCACACGCUAAGCGAAAACGUAGUCAUAUACAUGCGAAAUAUAUUUUACGUAAGUUUUGUAACUAUCGCAUUAUAGGUAUACCGUUAGCGUCAUCUCCGAAAGCAGGAAGCAAUUCUCGACUUUAGACGCCUAGUUCAUUGCCGUUAUUUUUAUCGUCGUUACCGAUACUGUCAGCGUACUAGCGUUCUGUUAUAUUGUACAAUUAUUAUUUUAUGCGCUACUUAAGACGAGAUCUAAUAGUAGCGAUGUAUAGUACAGGCCUUGUUACUUUACGCGCGUUUGAAUGCGAAACAGAAACGACAACCGAUGCCUUAUACAAUUUCUAAUGCCUUAUGCGAAUCACAAAAGUACGAACGGUCGCGGUUACUUUCCAUUCCCAGAGUGUCCCUCGUACAUCGAUUUCCUUUGGCAAAAUUCGACUGCUACACACUGUGCGUGCGUAUAUUAAAUUGUCACCCCUACAGCGCGAACACGCGCGAUGAUCCCCCGUGUGGUCAUAUGCGGCUAUAUUGAAUUCCGGAAACAGAUAUUACACGAUGUAACUUUAAUACUUCUAAAGUAAGCUGUAACUUGUAAGGCGUGGAAGCUGCGUGAUCGGUCGCGAGAGACGACCGGGUUGGAAGAAAGAGAGAGAGAGAGAGAGAGAGAGAAAGAAAGGGGAGCGAGAGAUACGAGCCGACAGAGACGAUAACUCACGAGUUUUUGUACAUCCACAUGCGCACACGUAUAUUUUGUUUAUUGCUGUGAUGAAUUACAUUAUAAAUAUUAGCGUGUAAGGCGGUUUUGAAUGCGGCUUUUCUUGCCAUUCUAAUAUAAUUGCAAGCAUUAGUCACACUCCCCGUUCGGAUGUAAGCCUCUUAAAAACCGUACGGUUAUGGAACGACGACCUAUUUAUCCUCGAUGUAUUUAAAUUGUACGAUAUUUACACGACGGCAUCCUUGUAAAGCGCCUUGGAUAAACGACUCGUCCAGAGAAGGCGACUCGCCGCAACGACAAUUUCGUACAGAGAUGAAAAAUGAAAGAAAGAAGAUAUCCGAUUUAUUUUGCUACGCGCGUGCGGAAAUAUGCGAGAACAAACUACGCCGAGAUAUUGUUUAUCCUCGCGCGAAACUGACACGGUACUUACUCAACGACGCUAAUAUAACAGGGAGACUUUUCUUAAUAAAUAAAAAGAUUAUUGCCAA
Messenger RNA from Solenopsis invicta (red fire ant), 7381 nucleotides. RefSeq lists its product as uncharacterized. The record is from RefSeq and is a predicted model, not a curated record. The transcript is spliced from 12 exons. The coding region runs from base 1025 to 2842 and encodes 605 amino acids. Lineage: Eukaryota; Metazoa; Arthropoda; Insecta; Hymenoptera; Formicidae.